GUGUGUAUGUGUAUGUGUGUGCGCGCUUGUGAUUAGAGAGCGCCGCCGCCGAUAGCAAUCGUUUAUUGUACAAUUUUUCCUCCGCCGUGUGCGCGUUUGAUAGAUAUUGUAAAUUUUCGGUCCCGUCCGUUCGGUGUGUGUACACGCUCAGCUCGCCGCGUUCUUCACUUCGGGUACCUGAUCGACUGUACUACGCUCGUCGACUGUCCGUCCGUAACGUGUUUUUUUUUAUAAUUUAUAAUUUUUUUUUUAUUUCCCAUCCGUUCUCGGCAGUACCUACCUACCUACCAGUCCCUUGUUGUUGUGCGGUGUAUCUCCGUAAAACGUGCCCGCUCGCGCUCGCGUGUGUGCGUAUGUAUGUGUGUGCGCGCGCGUUAAACGUUUCCGUUUUGUGACAUUCGUUGGUGUGCAUUCGCCUCGGCCGCCGUUUUUGCACACACUCGCACGCCAGCGGUCGGUUGUCCGUCCGUCCGCCCUCCCGCUCGACGCCGCGCACCAGAUAAUAAUAUUAACCGUGUAUACAUGACGUACUGUGUGUGCGCGCCCGUCUUACUGUACACCGUCCGUGCGUUUGUGUGAUACCGGACGCGCGCGCGACGACAUCGGCCGUCGUGCUUUUUUACCCUUAAAAAAAAAAUAUAAUAAUAACUCGGCUCCGUGCCGUGGUUUGCUUUUUAUUUACACGCGAAAUCGGAACGGUUUUAUUUCGACUACCGCCGCCCGGACCGGGUCGCCGAUUUUUCAGCGGUGUCUACACUUUGCCUACGUCCAACACAUCAGCUUAUGCCGUGCAGGUGGACGACAGCGUUUAAAGAUAUCAAUACAAUCGUCUAGUCUCACCAUGUUGGUAAUACAAGAUAGCAAAAGUGAUUGAAAUUGACGAAAAUUUGCCGCCUCGGCCUUAAUAUUAAACUAUUUUCAACAAAUUAUUAAUUUUAGUCUUACAACAUUUUUCAUUGAUCGUAUAAAAUAACAUACAACUUCUACCACUGCACUUAUAUCAGACAAUGUACAUUACAUCUGUCACAUCUAAUGAAUCGCAAAAUUAUUAUAAACAUCAAUUAAUUGACGGUAUUAAGCCACCUGGAUGCACUGCUACUGUAUUUGUAGUUGAUAUUAACUCAAAUCGACUGUCAGAACAUUGCCGUCCGAUUGCAGUUGCUCAUAUGAGCUUUUAUUGAUUUCAAUAUAAAUAUUUUAAUUUUAUGAUCACUAUGAUAUUCUUUCAACAAGAUUCAUCAUAGAAGCUUCUGUUUUUUUAAAAACAAGAAUUUCAUCUUCAAUUAUAAAAAUCUAUUUUCCUGAUUUUCAUUUUAUAUAACGAAAAGUCGUAAUCGUUUACAAGACUAGCGCUCUCUCUUGUGCUUUAUUAGAGCAUGUCAAACUCGGCGGCUACUGCUGCUAGUGCUACUGGUGGUGCUAGUGGUACGGGCGGAGGAACUGCUGCUGCUGCUGCAGCGUCCACUGGAACUCCUGGCGCUUUUGUCGAUCGCAUAGAUCCGUUUACCAAGAUAGCUGUAUUAAAACGCAAGACGAAGCGUUCCCAAGGUUCAUCAUCAUCCUCACGUUAUCGCACUUGUUCAGAUGUUGAGCUACAGCCUUUACCGUUGUUAAAAGAUGUAUCAGUACCGGAACAAGAAGAGCUGUUGAUUAGAAAACUUAGACAGUGUUCAAUACCGUUUGACUUUAUGGAUCCCAUGGCUGAGCUUAAAGGCAAGGAGAUAAAGCGUGAUACACUCAAUGAAAUGGUGGACUAUGUUUCGACUUCACGAGGCAUCCUGACCGAAAACAUGUAUCCAGAAAUCAUCAAAAUGAUCUCUUCAAAUCUAUUUAGAACACUGCCGCCCAGUGAAAACCCAGAUUUUGAUCCAGAAGAGGACGAUCCAACAUUGGAAGCAUCAUGGCCACACCUCACUCUUGUCUACGAAUUGUUUCUGCGCUUUUUAGAAUCGCCAGAUUUCCAACCAUCUAUAGGCAAAAAAGUGAUUGAUCAGAAAUUUGUGUUGCAGCUACUUGAACUAUUUGAUACCGAAGACCCACGUGAGAGAGACUUUCUCAAGACUGUGCUGCACCGUAUUUACGGAAAAUUUUUGGGACUGCGUGCAUUUAUUCGUAAACAAAUAAACAACAUAUUUUUAAGGUUCAUUUAUGAAACCGAACACUUCAAUGGCGUUGGAGAGCUCUUAGAAAUUCUAGGAAGCAUCAUCAAUGGAUUCGCGCUGCCUUUGAAGAACGAACACAAACAGUUCCUGGUCAAAGUGUUGAUACCAUUGCACAAAGUCAAAUGCUUGAGCUUGUAUCACGCACAACUUGCCUACUGCGUGGUACAGUUCAUCGAAAAAGACAGUUCACUAACAGAGUCUGUGAUCCGAGGUCUAUUAAAGUAUUGGCCGAAAACCUGUAGUCUUAAAGAGGUAAUGUUUCUCGGUGAAAUGGAAGAAAUUCUUGACGUCGUUGAACCAUUGCAAUUUCAAAAGAUUCAAGUGCCAUUGUUCAAGCAAAUAGCACGUUGUGUGUCAAGUUCCCACUUUCAGGUGGCCGAGAGAGCUCUAUACUUGUGGAACAAUGAGUACAUCAUGAGUUUGAUUGAAGAAAAUAAUCAAACAAUCAUGCCAAUAAUGUUCCCUGCGUUGUAUCGUAUCAGCAAAGAACACUGGAAUCAGACUAUUGUGGCACUCGUCUACAACGUACUGAAAACGUUUAUGGAAAUGAACAGUCAACUCUUCGAUGAGUUAACGGCCAGCUACAAAUCGGAGCGUCAAAAGGAGAAAAAGAAGGAAACUGAACGCGAUGAAAUGUGGAAAAGAUUGGACCAACUCAAAGCCAUCCAUCAAGAACGCAGCUGUAAAACCUCCACUACUACUCCCCCUGCGUCCAUAACGUUAGACAACAACAACAAAAAAAACAACAGUAGUAGUAACAAUAUAGAUACCGUACCGGCACACCAGUAGUAGUAGUAGUAGUAGCAGCGGCAGCAAUGACGUUCGUAAGUACAAAUAUAUAUAUAUACAUAUAUAUGUUUGUCGUUCGAUACUGGUACAUUCAUGUAUACCACUCGCUCUAAUCAUGUUUAUAUACGUAUAUGCGUAUAACGUAAUAUGUAAAAAAUAAUAACUAUAUAGUGCAAAAUUUUCUAGCAGGUAAAAACAAACAAAUUAGUGGUGGUUAAGUGUUAGUAGCAAUAGCUUUAGCAGUUGAUAGCGUGCAUGAUAAUAAUUAAAAAAAAAAAAAAUGCACAAGUGUAUAUAAUUUGUAACAACAAUAUAUUUUGGUUUUAGUGAGUUGCGGUCAAAAUCGCUGUAUUAAUCGAAAUGUGUCUGUAUUUUUAAAUAUUUUUAUUACAAUUAUUAGUCGUUGUCAGUUUAAUAUGAUAUUUACUAAUGAAUGUACCGAGUACACAUUUUAUUGAGUAUAAUAAUAUAAAUCCUAUACAUUUGGAUAGUACAAUGUGUAUUGGCAAGUUGCUGAAAAGAAACACACAAGUAAUGUUGGAAUUACAACAAAAUAAACAGUUUAAGAAAAGAAAAAUAAUAAGCACAACAUAAUAUAGUGCGCACAAACGAUAAAUGUAGAAUAAGUGUAUUUCUAUUUUAUUUAUUAAUAUAUUCUAAUCAUAAUAUUAUUUGUAAAUGUAAGAAAAAUCCGCUGACUGUUAAAAAAAAAAAAUAUUAAAUUACAUUACGAUAUAUCUAUAAUGAACAAAAUAAGUAAAAUGUUGAAACGAAACUAUGAGAUAGAAUAAACUACUUUUUUCUUUGUUUUAUAGUGUAUUGAUAAUUAAUUAUUAUAAUAAUUUAGUAGCAUGCUUUUGUGUAUUUGUGUGUGUGUAAAUAUAAUAAGUUAAAAUAAUGAA
Molecule: messenger RNA, 3853 nt
Organism: Adelges cooleyi (spruce gall adelgid)
Lineage: Eukaryota; Metazoa; Arthropoda; Insecta; Hemiptera; Adelgidae
Gene: wdb
Product: serine/threonine-protein phosphatase 2A 56 kDa regulatory subunit epsilon isoform
Exons: 11
Coding region: 1377-2951 (524 amino acids)
Biological process (GO): protein dephosphorylation; signal transduction
Cellular component (GO): nucleus; cytosol; protein phosphatase type 2A complex
Molecular function (GO): protein phosphatase activator activity
Source: RefSeq, a predicted model, not a curated record